Molecule: messenger RNA, 483 nt
Organism: Neltuma alba
Lineage: Eukaryota; Viridiplantae; Streptophyta; Magnoliopsida; Fabales; Fabaceae
Product: receptor-like protein 9b
Exons: 2
Coding region: 1-483 (160 amino acids)
Source: RefSeq, a predicted model, not a curated record
AUGGGGUAUUCUGUGAGAGAAGAUGUGUGGUGGGGGAGGGCCAUAACCAUAUUCAUAUUACUAUUAGGGUUUAAUGGAGAAAGUGAGGGGUGCUUGAAAGAAGAGAGAGAAGCUCUUCUGAAAUUGAAAGAAGCUUUCAAUUAUCCAAAUGGCUCUUCUCUUCCUUCUUGGAAUAACCAAACCUUCUCUGCAGAUUGCUGCACUUGGGAGGCUGUGAAGUGUGACAACUCCACUCAUAGAGUCAUAAGCCUUUAUCUGAACAAUACAAGACCUUAUAAGUUGAGACACGUCAACGGGUCACUCAAUGCUUCUUCUUUUCUUCCUUUCAACCAACUUCAACAAUUGCAUCUGUCUGGAAACUACUUGUCAGGGCUGUUUGGCGAUAUCAGACUGGCGAACCUGGAAGUGUUGGCUUUACACACGAAUAUGCUCACAGAAUUCCCAUAUCUUGGUACUAAAUCUCUGUCCUUUGUAUUCUUUUAG